CUGCCUUUCAUCAAAUCCUAGCUCUUCCAGGAUGCAAAUUCAGGUGACAUCAUUAAAUGCCUUGAGCCAGUGGAUACCCGGGAUCAGGGAAGUAGGCUUCGACUUCCGGCACUUCUAUAAUAGUGACGAUAGCCCGUCUACGAUGACGGUGUAAUUAACAAAUCAGUCACUGCUAUGUUAUAUUAAGUCUACGACUCCGACUCCAAAAACAGAAUACCUUUCUGGUCCAGCAUGGCUAAAAAGACAAUGCCUUCCUGGCUUCGCAUGGCACUGUCUACAGUUCGAUUCCUUCGUCCCAAGAGGACAGCGAACGGAACCGGGAGCAACGACCUAGCUCGAAGAAGCUCCCAAACCAUCCACGCCCCGGCAGUGGAGGCAGACCGGCGCGAGAGUGCCACCGACUCAGAAAUUACUCAUUUACAGUCAAAGGAGCCCCAUGCUACCUCACAGGAUCGUCGUUCCAGCCUCAUGGAUGCUCCAGUUGAUAUCGUUUCGAUGAUAUUUGAUCUAUUACCGCUCCCGUCGCAAGCCUGUCUCGCACUUAGUUGCAAACCGCUAUACGGACUCUUCGGCUACAUACUUGAGGACGAAGAUCUAGCCUGGCCAACGCUGGAUACUAAACACUAUAAGGCUCCACUAGUUGCACCGAGACCUCCGCGAGACGAGCUUCUGCUCCAGCUCGAGGAUGAUCGCUGGCGAUACUGCUCAGGGUGUCUGAAGCUUCACCCACAUGGUCUAUUCUUUCCAGAUCGCACUUCUAAAUGCUGCAUGUAUGAGGCGGGAGUGAUCGACCUGUGUUCCUGCCUUUCAUUGACCUUCUUCGACAGAAUGCAUAUAGAAGGGUGGUUACGCGCGGGGACUACCGAUACUCUCUCGCCCCGACUCCGGCAGGCAUUCCAGCUGACGGUCAUCAAAGGACGACGACAUCUUCUACACAAGUGCUCGACGGCAGAUGGUAUAUACGCCUCCUAUGACCUCGAGAUAAUGGCAACCAUCGGAGAAAGUAAACAUCUGGAAGUGCAGACACGCUACCAUGUGCAUGUGGCAGAUCUUAAGCCAAUCCAUCUUUUUGCAAUUGACUGGCGCCAGUUGUCGUGGGAAAAGUUAGACCCACCCCUUCUAUGCCCACACAAUUGUAUGGUUGCAUUCGUAUGCGGCUCUGACCGCGAGCGAAGAGAGCACUGCGGCCUAUGCAACACGACUGCCCGCAUCCUUGCCUGCAGCGAAAGCAGAUUAAGUAUGGUCGUCGAGGUUGUGCGGGAUCUGGGGGGAGUCUCGCCCAUGGAUCGCCAAUUGUGGAACAGGAGCAUACGACCGGCACUGGUUGCAAUAAGUCAGUCAUGGUAUGAAAAAUAUAGGGGGCCGGGCAUGAGUAGACACACUUUGAAAGCAUAGGGGUUGGGUUCAAUGGAGUAUGCUGUCUUGACGCAAGCGCUGCAUGGGCGGCUGGGAUGACUUUUGGGCGUGGUUCAUGAAUGAGGAU
Messenger RNA from Aspergillus heteromorphus CBS 117.55, 1483 nucleotides. RefSeq lists its product as uncharacterized. The transcript has 2 exons. NCBI's taxonomy places the organism in Eukaryota, Fungi, Ascomycota, Eurotiomycetes, Eurotiales, Aspergillaceae. The coding region runs from base 232 to 1395 and encodes 387 amino acids. The record is from RefSeq and is a predicted model, not a curated record.